GCGCGGUUGAAACGAAAGCUUGCACAGAAGAGCGAUCCUGUUUCUCAUAACUUGAUCGUCAUCUUCACCGUUAUAAAAGAUGGCAGCGAAAGGAAAGUGCAUAUGUCAAAUAUGCACAUGUGGGUGAGUAUAUCUACGUUAAUUUUAUCCGGUAUGAAUCCAAGUGUUUUCUUUUUAACACUUUUCAUAAACUCUACAAACAUUUUCAGUCGCCAUCGCUGCCCACACAACCGAGAGAAUCGCAGUCAGCAAGUUGUUAAAGCGGCAUGUGUGUUGACAGAAUAUCAGUUGGCUUUUAAGCAACAUGACUAUCAGCCCCCACGUGAAAGCCUUAGACCAAAAAUUAGAAUGUAUGAUUCCAAACGAAGUCCCAGAGAAAUGGCCACCACAUAUACUGAGACUUAUGUUCCUCAUGAAGUCAAUCGACGCUACGUUGCCCCAAAGAAGGAGUAUGUUCCAGCUCAAGGGGAAGUCAACCUACACACAACAUACGAGAAGGAAUUCACCCCCAAGCAAGGGAAGCGAGCUCUCCCCUACAAACCCAAGAAUGAGCGUGAACUUGAGCCGCCACCUUUCAACAGCAAGACGGUCUAUCAGACUGCAUACCUUGAGAUUGACAAGGAUGAGGCUCAGAAAUCUCGUUCCAAACCCAUGAAACACAAUGAAUGCAUCGUGAAAAGUGAUGAAAAGUUCUUCGCAGUCUCAACUGUACAGGAUGAUUACAAGCAGCACGAGGCUGUUGAGCGAAGAAAGCCUAUUAAACCUGCUGAACGUGAGCCAGAGGCCCGUGACGACAAGUUCGUUGAUGUUACCACAUACAAGGCGGAAUUCAUCAGGAAAUCUCCAGACCCAGUAGUCGCUAAGCGUCCCAAAGACCACAAGAUAGCCGAAGAUGGCAAGUACAACACCAUUUCCACUGUGAUGGCCGACUACCAAGCUCACAAGACGUACAAGCGGGAAGCCUCAUUCAAACCACCCCAGGAGUACGUGGUGUCCACUGCGCUGUUCGACAGCCGUACCACGAAGUCCAUGGCGUACAAACAAUGGCCAAUACAGCCAAAAGAGAUCAAGCCUUGGAUGAAGAAACCACAGUACGAGCCCAGUUCACUCGUGUUUACCAAGACCAGCUCCUACCAGGACGAUUUUACCGUCCCAGAAACGCUGGAGCGAGUGAAACCAAUCCGUCCAGUUCAGAACGACCUGCACUAUUUGGGAAGCGGAGACAGCAGGGCUCCGUUUUCUUGCAAAACUCACUACCGAGAAGAGUUUUUGGAAUGGGAAAAAGUCCUGAGACCAGCGUCAUAUAAAGUCGUCAACAAAUAUCAGCCACCUGAGGAAAAGUGGCACGCGGAGUCCAUCAUGAAAAGCCACUAUCAAGGCAUUUACACCCCACCAGCGCAAAUCUGUGAACCUCCAAAGAACAACUGGGCAGACAUCUCUCCACGCGCCCGCAUGUUAUCUACCUCCAUCUACGGCGAGACUUUCCGAGGAGAAAGACCCAAAAGCUGUCCAGCAAAACUUCUUGCCAAAGAAAUGGAUAGUGCAUACACAUAUCUUCGCGAAAAGAGAGGACACAGGUUCUUUGCAAAGAACCCAUCCAAGAGCUCUGUGGAGUCUUCUAAAUCUAAUAAAGAUGUGGCACCUACCGCCGCCGGAUCAGAGGCCGAGGCCGUCAAAACGCCAAAGGAAAACGAGAAGCCCCAGACUCCACGCGUAGAAACCCCACGAUCCCCUUCUCAUGCAACCCAGACGCUUCAGGUGGAAACCCCAAGACGCCCUACCUCAACUGAUAGUGCCCAGAAAUCUGAAGAAAAAGUCACCAACCCACCAAGCUCUCCAAAGGCGUCUGCAGAACCCGAAAAAUAA
Molecule: messenger RNA, 1866 nt
Organism: Lingula anatina
Lineage: Eukaryota; Metazoa; Brachiopoda; Lingulata; Lingulida; Lingulidae
Product: stabilizer of axonemal microtubules 1-like
Cellular component (GO): axonemal microtubule; cytoskeleton; ciliary basal body
Molecular function (GO): microtubule binding
Source: RefSeq, a predicted model, not a curated record